This is a messenger RNA of Hyaena hyaena (striped hyena), 390 nucleotides long. RefSeq names its product protein cornichon homolog 1-like. Gene Ontology annotation, biological process: vesicle-mediated transport. The coding region runs from base 1 to 390 and encodes 129 amino acids. The transcript is spliced from 2 exons. NCBI's taxonomy places the organism in Eukaryota, Metazoa, Chordata, Mammalia, Carnivora, Hyaenidae. The record is from RefSeq and is a predicted model, not a curated record.
AUGAAGUUCACGUUCGCAGCUUUCUGCUACAUGCUGGUGCUGCUGCUCACUGUCGCGCUCAUCUUCUGCGCCAUCUGGCACAUUAUAGCAUUUGAUGAACUGAAGACUGAUUACAAGAAUCCCAUAGACCAGUGUAAUACCCUGAAUCCUCUUGUACUUCCACAGUACCUCAUUCAUGCUUUCUUCUGUGUCAUGUUUCUUUGUGCAGCAAAAUGGCUUAUGCUGGGUCUCAAUAUGCCCCUCUCGGCAUAUCAUAUUUGGAGGUAUAUGAGUAGGCCAGUGAUGAGUGGACCAGGACUCAAUGACCCUACAACUAUUACGAAUGCAGACAUUUUAGCGUAUUGUCAGAAAGAAGGCUGGUGCAAAUUGUCUUUUUUUCUAAUCUCUUGA